AUGGAUUAUUCUCUGAACUCAUCGGUGGCGAAUUCUAACGAACCAAAUUGUCCAGUCAAUCCUAGUUCGUUCACCUCAGCGAUCGAUACUACGGUGGUAAUCCCCAUAACAGCAAAGGGUUGUGGUUUCCGUUUAUCUCAAGAACCGAUUGAAGAUAAUAUGCUCAGUGUCACCGCAGUGGAUCCAGAAACUUUGUCUACCCUGUCCAACUGUGUCGCUGUCGGUGACCUCUUAGUAGCUGUGGAUGGACAGUCUGUGGCCGGUCUAGAUCAGGAUGGAGUGGUGCAACUCAUGCAGUUGCACUCGCUAUCGAAUUCCACCGACGGCACAGUUCGACUCACAUUUAGAGGAACUCGGAAGUCGCAAUCCACGAAACCGGACAACAUCAGUCAGACCACCGUGUUGAGUGAAUCAAAUGGUAAACAGCCGGGAAAAUUUCGAUUUCGCAGUUUCAUUCCAUCUAAACCGGGCACAACGUCCAGCCCGAUCACAUCCGAGGUCAAACCAAGUCCAAAUAUGACCGGGGAUGAUCUUACUUGGACCACGCCAACGUUACAGCCAGUUACGAACUGCACGGACAACGAAGACAUGUUGGACGCCUACAAUGUAGAACUACGCAGGCAGGAGAACGAAGGUUUCGGAUUCGUCAUUGUCAGCUCACUAAACAGUAACAAGGCCAGUGAGAUCGGUCGCAUUAUUCCCGGCAGUCCAGCUGACAAAUGUGGCCAGCUGAGGGUUGGCAAUCGGAUUGUGGCGAUCAACGGACAAAUGUUGUCAGGUUUGCAUCACACCGAGAUUGUACAGUUGAUUCGGAAAAGCCAACAACAUCUCGUACUGACCGUACAACGUCCACGAAAAAACAGUGACUUAAUGGUGGAGUGGAAACCCGUCACAGUGGAUCACGACCAAAAUGAGGCCACAAAUUGUCACAAUGAUUCCACUCAAGAAGCUUUGCAGCAACCGGUUCCGACAGAAAGUUUUGAACCCUCACAUUCCGAUCAGUCUGAGACCAUUCCAGUUCAAUUGGUCUAUGCGGUGACACUACGACGAGGUCCACAGGGAUUCGGUUUUUCCAUUCGCGGAGGAGUGGACUUCGAACGAAUCCCGCUGUUUGUCUUCCGGAUAGCAAAAGGAGGACCGGCUCAGCUAGAUGGACGUAUGCAAAUCGGUGAUGAAAUUGUGAAAAUUAAUGGUCUCCCAACCUACUCAUUCACUCACAAACAAGCGGUGGAUGCUAUUCGACAAAGCGGGGAUCAUUUAUCUCUCCUCCUAUCGCGUUUGAGCAGUCGACUGUGUGAGACCGGUGUUUGA
This is a messenger RNA of Echinostoma caproni, 1311 nucleotides long. Lineage: Eukaryota; Metazoa; Platyhelminthes; Trematoda; Plagiorchiida; Echinostomatidae. The record is from the annotation of a GenBank genome assembly.